UCCGGCAACAUAAGUAUAUCGAAUCGGACAGGUGUUUGUAACACGGCGAAUUUCAACGAGAAAUAUCCAUCAUGAGAAAUCCAAUCCCUCCAUUUCGUUUGACAUCCAAUGAUGAAUUGGAUAAUCUGCAAGCAGGCGAUUCAACCAUUGACAUCACAGGGGUUGUAACUCGACUAGAUUCUAUCAGGAGGAGAGCCAGUGCAGCUCCUGCACGAGUACGACUAUUUCGUUGCAUUUUAUCGAACGAGAUGGGAAGACAUCUGAGAAUUUUAUUCUGGGAGGCCAAAGCCGACGAGUUUGAAGGUCAAGUCUAUAGACAAUCAACAUUAAAAGAGGUCGAGUGAUUCCAGCCAAUCCAAGCUACGUCGACCCAAAUGACAAUCUGAUGCUAAUUGAGAUAGCUAUCCAGAAAACCACGGUAGUGACAAUACUUGGGCCUUUUGAUCCACCACCAGUGGUUAUUGAGCCCCAGUACCAAGCUGUACAACUCGCGGAUGUUGAGAGAGUCCAGGGCCACGUCAGAUUGGACGUUUACAUAAAAGUGAAAAUCGAGCAACAAAGGGCAGGGAAUGGAGUAUAUGGUAGUGGAGCCAUAACUGACGGUUACUAUCGUAUCCCUGUUAAUGUUUCUGCAUUUGACGUCAAUUUUUCUCCUGAAGUGGGUACCCAUGUUCUUAUACAGGGUGAGCUACGCCGUAAUCAGUAUGGCAAACCUCUGAUCCAAAUCCAGGAUAUGGCUGGGAUUCAAGUAGUUGGAGAUCGAAUAAUGCCACCAGAAGAACUGCAAAAUGGGUUCAGGGUCCCUCCUGUGGAAGCUUCAGUUAUCAAUAAUGCACCCAUGGCUGUUCCGGCUGCUGCUAACCGUGCAAAAGUCGGACAACAUGCUGAUGCAGCGCCUGUUCCCAUUGCAGAGGCACCUGUACUUGAGAAGGUUGCAGGUCCUAUUGUGCCUGAGCCUGAGGAUGUCAUUAAUUCUCCUCCAAUUGAGAUAUCAUCUGAUGAUGAACGUGACCAUCAAGAGCAAGUAGAAGCAUCUACACCUCGCACCCCCAAUCGAUAUGGUGCAAAAACAUCCGAGGUCAUACCUCCCAGUAAUGAGGGAUUAAUCAAUCUCUAUGGUGCUGACGAGAAUUCGCCACCGACCGGUAUAAGUCAGGAGUCUCCUCGAGCUUCAAAAAUGAGCAUUUCUGCUAGGAAAAAGAUAUUUUUAUUGAAAGACGAUGAUGAAGUGCUGUCGAAAAGAGCUCGACAAAAUCUUGGAGACAUCGUUCAGAUGGCAGCCGGACGAAAACUGGAUGCUAUCGUCGCUGAUAGUAAAUUUGAGGAGUUUUCUGAUUGAUCGAUUAUCGAUUAAAACAAAAAUAAUGCAAGGGCAUUUUCAUUUUUUUAAUAUAAGAUUUUUUUAUUACGUUUAG
Molecule: messenger RNA, 1415 nt
Organism: Fopius arisanus
Lineage: Eukaryota; Metazoa; Arthropoda; Insecta; Hymenoptera; Braconidae
Exons: 2
Coding region: 386-1339 (317 amino acids)
Source: RefSeq, a predicted model, not a curated record